Schistosoma rodhaini is the source of this 2699-nucleotide messenger RNA. NCBI's taxonomy places the organism in Eukaryota, Metazoa, Platyhelminthes, Trematoda, Strigeidida, Schistosomatidae. The record is from the annotation of a GenBank genome assembly.
UGAAAAUCAAGUCCGAAAUAUGUCUGGGGGACAGAGUAGUCAUGUUAAACUACUUUUGGCUAUUCAUCAAAAUAUAAUGAUGUAUCCUGGCCUUGACCUUAAAUUAAAUAUAUAGUAGAAGUCAACAGAUUUGAAUGGUCGACUAUGGAACAGUUAGCCAUUCAAAUAUUAUGGAUAGGCAUUGGUCACAAGCAAAUUGCUUUACAAAACGGUAGUUUCGACGGAUUUUACUAGACCUCUCUUAAGAAUUUGAUGUAUUCAGGUUUUUUAAUGCAAACGGAUUCGCUGUUCUCAGUAUUAAGUAUCCAUUACCCUGUACAACUUGUGGAGUGAUGAAAAGUAAUCUAGAGUUCUGUUUUUUCUGCAGAUCUUGCUUUUUAGUUAGACUUAUUUUUUACUUGCUUCCAAACUUGCCGAUCAAUUAAUGAGAUCUUGUUUGUUUUACUGAGUAAAUCAAUUAGCGCAUUACCCAAAACUGCACUAUGUUAACGAGUUAGUAUGUCUUCGGUGGAGUCAAGUAAAGUUCAACACCAUAAUUGCGCAAGUUCACCAGAGUUUCUAAAAUCAACAGAAUGUUCAUUGGAUCCGAGAAAUAAGUUGUUUACUGAUAGUAAACUAAUGUGUUCUUCAAAUGUAAGUGAGACCUAUUGGAUGCAGCUGGACAAGUCGUUAAUUGCCCGACAAGAGGUAAAGUCGGUUGUUACUGAUAUGAAAGCCCAAAAAGAUGUCUUCUCACUAAAUUACCGACCUACUUCAAAAACAUUUAAAACAAACUCACCCCGAUAUUCUCGUAAAAGUUUGAAAACCUAUUGCAAUAAAAAACAUUCCACAUACAAACAGAGUGAAAAUACUACGGAUUCUAACAAUAGUUUAUCGUCAACCAUUGGGAUUUCAAAUAACAAAUCUGGUCACGUAACCCAGUUGGCUAAUCGUGUCGAGCACCUUUUAAUUCAGGAUUCUACUAAUACCUUGUCUCAGAACAGGGAACUACAAUUAGUCUAUCAUACUGAAAAAUCGGACUUCUUGGAAAAUCAUUUAUUGUCCAGCACUAAAAAGAAUCCAAAUAGUUUCAUCCCGAGUCCAGUUACAACUACAUUAUCAUCGCCCUGGUAUCGUCAUUGUAGACCAAAAGCCCCUCCUCCAAUUGUUGCUUUUCCCACUGAAAAUUCUGCGAAAUGCUGUGAAAAUGAAAGUCGUGACUUUGAGCUUUGUGAAGAGAGUGACAGGAGUGGAAAUGAUCAUCUAGAAUUUGAGUGUGAAAACCUGCUUAAACCUGUCCCAUGUCUAUUUUCUUCAGUGUGUUCGUAUUCAACACGCUGUCCAAGCAUACAAGUUCUAGAGGCAGAUCUUAGUCAAGAAAACAUAAACUGGGAUUCGAAUUACCCAACACCACCUUCCCUACCUCCUCCUAGUGGUGUAUCAUUAACACUAAUCAGUCGUUCUUAUUCCCUUCCAUCCCCUCUCAAUAACAAUACUGACGAAGGAUCCAAUAUGCUUUCCGGAACAGUAGCAUAUUUAGAAGAAGUUAAUUUAAAACCUUUGGCUCCCAUAACAAAUAUCCUACCGAAUGGUGGCUCUUUUAUUCGUCGUCAUCCUAAAUGGGCAGUUAGUUGUAGUUCAGACACCAUCAGGUCUCAUACAACUGUUCGUUUCCCUGGUUCAAACUCAAUUAUCGAUUUUGAUUUGAAUUCAUCUCCUUCUGUACCAUCCCCUCCUCCUGUAAUUGUGGAACGUUUGCCAUGUGAACUGGAUAUUUCAGAAUAUCAAGAACAGCACUCAAUUUGUUCAUCUACUCUGAAUAAUCCUAAUCUAGCACGUCCGAUAUUUUUAAAACGUGGAGCACCUGACGAUGCAGAACAAAACCUUGAUGAUAUAAUUGGCUUAGAUAUUAAUAAGGAAUAUGAUUCACCAUCAGCAAUGAAACGUCACUAUUGGGAUCUUACCAAUGAAGAAUAUUCACCUAAAAAAAGUCGUGUUCAGUUACUGUUACCAAGUGAAUGUAGCGCAUUUCUUCCAGUUAAAUCAACUCGUCAAUUGGAUCAUAAACAUAUACACUGUGUUUCUCCACCUUGUUUACGAUAGAGACCCAGUACUUAAAGUACAAUUUGUAUACUGAAUACUUAGUCUUUCAUAUAUAUAUAUACUGUAAAUUUUAACAAACCAUUGAUUUUUUGUUGACAUUUUUGUUAUUUCCGUCAAUGUUAGUGGUUUUGUUAUUUUGCCAUGUACCUACGCGUUGGUAUAGUUCUCUAUUUAUUGACUCUCACUUUCUUUAUUUUCUCUCAAUACAUCCAUUCGUUUAUUUGUCGUUUCCAUUCCGCUUAACCCUCCUGCCCAUAAAUAUUAUUCAAUAACAUUACGAUCACAACUACAGUUUUUAUUCUCUAUUGUUUCUCUUUGUGUUCAUCAUGAUUUAUUUUUGAACAAAGAAAGAGAAUAGGGAAAAAGUAAAAUCUCUAAUCCCCUUAAUUUGCUUUGUGUGUUCCCUUUAUGUAUAGCCUUUAUAUGUUAGUUUCUUUUUGUUUAUUGUUAAAGUUUGUUUACUGUACUUGACUUUUUUCUUUUUUUGGAUAUUUUGUUAUACUAAAUUUAUUGUAUCAAUUACUGUACUGAUUUGAAUUCUGUCUGGUAGUUGUUUUUCCAUUAAUUUUUUUAACCAUUAAAACUGUUAGGAAUGGUAAAUACAAAUGUUCUUACGU